AUGAUAUCAGAAAAAAUUAUGGGGGUUAACAGAUUCAUCAAAAUACUGAGUGUACUGAUGUUUGUACUUUCACUAUGCAUGAAACUUACUUCAGUAUCUGCGGCUGAAGUUAGGUGCAUAGACAGGGAAAGACAAGCUCUUCUCAAGUUUAAGCAUGACCUUGUUGAUGACUAUGGCAUCCUCUCAUCUUGGGGAAGUGAAGAAGUUAAAAAGGAAUGUUGCAAAUGGAAGGGUAUCUCGUGUAGCAAGGGAACUGGUCACGUAGUUUUACUUGAUCUAAAUGUAUCUCAGUCGGUUGAUUAUUUUUAUCUGAAGGCUGCUAAGCUUAGCCUCGUACUGCUUGAGUUGCAGCAUUUGAAUUAUUUGGACCUGAGUCAUAAUGAUUUGGAGGAAGUAAACUGGUUGCAACACAUAACAAGGUUACCUUUCCUUGAGGAACUAUAUUUGUCAUCCUGUCAACUUCCCAGCACAGUACCUUCCUUCGAUAUCUUUACUAAUUCUUCUUUACCCUAUCUGUCUAUCCUUGAUUUAUCCUUCAAUGAUCUCACUUCCUCUUUUGCAUUCCACUGGUUGUUUAACUCUAGUGCAAGUCUUACUAGCAUAGACCUCUCCUAUAAUCGAAUAAAGGGUCCUAUUCCUGAUGCCGAUGGGGAAUUGAUCUUUCUUCAGGAACUUGUUUUGAGUUACAAUGUGUUCCGAGGGAUGAUUCCAAAAUCUUUGGGGAAUUUAAGUCAUUUAUAUUCACUAGACAUGUCAUACAAUGAAUUAAACGGUCCCUUGCCAAAUUUUACCAAAAUUUCAUCCUUAAGAAAUUUGAUCCUUAACAACAAUAAGCUGAAUGGGUUUCACCCACAAAGCCUUGGGCUACCUUCAAGUCUUGAAAUGUUAGAGUUAUCUUGCAACCAAUUUAGAAGGCUACCCGAAGGUAUUGAGAAACUUUCCAAGCUCACAUCUUUUGGAAUGUCUUCAAAUUUGUUAAAUGGGUUUCACCCACAGAGCCUUGGGCUACCUUCAAGUCUUCAAAGUUUAGAGUUAUCUUACAACCAAUUUAGAAGGCUACCCGAUGGUAUUGAGAAACUUUCCAAGCUUGAAUAUUUAGGAAUGUCUUCAAAUUUGUUGGAAGGUACAAUCGCUGAAUGGUACCUCUCAAACUUAGCCAACUUACAAUUCCUGGAUUUAUCCUUCAACUCCUAG
Molecule: messenger RNA, 1194 nt
Organism: Olea europaea var. sylvestris
Lineage: Eukaryota; Viridiplantae; Streptophyta; Magnoliopsida; Lamiales; Oleaceae
Product: probably inactive leucine-rich repeat receptor-like protein kinase IMK2
Exons: 2
Coding region: 1-1194 (397 amino acids)
Molecular function (GO): protein binding
Source: RefSeq, a predicted model, not a curated record